This is a messenger RNA of Medicago truncatula (barrel medic), 1003 nucleotides long. Its product is annotated as zinc finger MYM-type protein 1-like. Bases 48 to 1001 code for a protein of 317 amino acids. The transcript is spliced from 2 exons. Lineage: Eukaryota; Viridiplantae; Streptophyta; Magnoliopsida; Fabales; Fabaceae. The record is from RefSeq and is a predicted model, not a curated record.
CUUAGUUUUCCUUGUUGCUAAUCUCUUCACUCUAAUUCUCUAAAGAGAUGAGGAAGUUUUUGGUAGAUAGAACAAGGAUUGAGAAUGUAAAUGUUGUGCAACCGGAAACCGAAGUAGAAGAACCACCGCCUAAUGUGGCCAAUGAGUUUAAUCCAAAUGAGAUUGUGCGUGAUCCAGGUCUUAGGAAACAAAUUUGGGAGUAUGCUCCGGAUAUUCAAGACCAAGUGAGGAGGGCAUAUAUAUUGAAGGGUCCAACACAACCAAAUUUGGAAAGUUUUCCUCGUACUCAAUUUGGGAGGGAUGCAAGGUCAUUUUCUAGAUCAUGGUAUAACAAAUAUACAUGGAUUGAAUAUAGCGAAUCGAAGGAUGCAGCUUAUUGUUUUUAUUGCUUUCUCUUUAAGCAACCCGGGAGGGCCGAGCACUUUGGUUAUGAAGUCUUCAACAAAGACGGAUUUAAAGAUUGGAAGCAUGCAUCUCAAGGAUUGAAAGAUCAUAUUGGUGGUCAUAAUAGUAUGCACAACAAAUGUAUCAAGCAUUAUGAUGAUUAUAAGAAUCAAAGACAAAGUGUGACAAGUAAGAUUGCUAGAGCAACUAGGGAAUCGGAAGAGUUGUAUAAGAUCCGCUUGACUUGUUCUCUUGAUUGUACUAAAUUUCUCGUAUCACAAGGCAUUUCUUUCCGUGGCCAUGACGAAACGUCUAAUUCUCUAAACAAGGGAAAUUUUAGAGAGUUGAUAGAUUGGGAAAAAUCAAAGAAUGAACAAGUGAGAGAUGCUUUUGACCGUGGGGGAAAAAAUUGCAAAAUGACUUGCGGUGACAUUCAAAAGGAUCUUGCAAUGUCUUGUGCACAUGAAGUUAUGAAGGUGAUUACGGAAGAGCUUGGUGAUAAACAAUUCUCUGUGCUUAUUGAUGAGUCACGUGAUAUAUCCGUCAAAGAGCAAAUGGCGGUGAUGUUGAGGUCAGUAGUUGUAUUUUCCAAUUUCUACAUUGUUUGGUUUUUUUGAAA